Phialemonium atrogriseum is the source of this 3101-nucleotide messenger RNA. Its product is annotated as fungal-specific transcription factor domain-containing protein. NCBI's taxonomy places the organism in Eukaryota, Fungi, Ascomycota, Sordariomycetes, Cephalothecales, Cephalothecaceae. Bases 193 to 2769 code for a protein of 858 amino acids. The record is from RefSeq and is a predicted model, not a curated record. Gene Ontology annotation, molecular function: RNA polymerase II cis-regulatory region sequence-specific DNA binding; zinc ion binding; DNA-binding transcription factor activity, RNA polymerase II-specific. Gene Ontology annotation, cellular component: nucleus. The transcript has 5 exons. Gene Ontology annotation, biological process: DNA-templated transcription; positive regulation of transcription from RNA polymerase II promoter by galactose.
CGGAAUAAAAAUAAGCUAAUUACGCAAGAGAAAAUGCUAGCUUGAUUACCUUUUCUCGGUGGACGACUGGUAGAGCCGAAUGAGGCUGCUGGGUUCGGGGAAAUGGCUUCCUUGUAAUUUCAAGUCCUCCAUCUUGCCUCGCGCGCCUCGUCGCAAGGGCUCGGGUUCAAUGAGCUGUGCGACUCAGACACGAUGGAUCAGCUCGAGACCCAGGUGACCGACUUGCGGUCAUUCCUGACCCAAGCUCCUCCUCUCUCCGCUGCUUCCUCAAUCUCGCAAGCAGCAGGAGGAGGACACGGCAUGGACAUCAGCUAUUCCCCCGAUCCGCACCACUCCCCGCUUUCCGCCCCCGGAGACAAUUCCGCGCCGCAGUCCUUCUCGCCCGCCGCCUUCGCCGUGGGCCAUAAGAGGAAAUCUCCCGACGAGGACACUGCUAGUGGUGGUGGUGGUGGUGGUAAGCAGCAGAGGAGCAAGCGGAACAGGUACAUCUCGAUUGCUUGCAAUGAAUGCAAGCGGCGCAAGAUCAAGUGCAAUGGCCAGACUCCAUGCCAGCGAUGUGGCAACCUCAACCUGCAAUGCCUUUACACGCCGAACUGCUGUUCCAACAAUUUCAAGGAGACGGACGAGUUCAAGACCAUGACCGAGCACGUCACGCGUCUCCAGGAGCAGGUUGAAACCCUCUUCAACAAUAUGAACGCCCUCCGACAAGAAACACUUCGCUUGGCCCCAAUCCAAGACCGUACCCUACCCCUGCCCUCGACUACAGUCGCCUCUUCGCCGUCUGCUUCGUCGGUCCGUUCUCUUCCCAGACCUCCUGCGCACAGAGCUCCGCCGCCGUUCAGCGGCCCGACAAGCAUGGCUUUCACUGUCGACGUUGCCAAGAACACCCUCCAUAAGAUGGGAUACCCCGGCACGGCAGACGGGUCCGACGAAAACGGAGGCCCUCACGAAGACGGCCCUGCCCGGUCCCCCUUCCUCCACCAAACGAUGCAAUCGCCCUCGGCCCUGCAAUCAGGGCCUACUGAUCCGCUGUGGGAGCUCAGCAAGGAUGAAAUGAUCCGCCUCUGCCGACUAUAUGAGGAGGAAGUGGGUAUAAUGUACCCGGUGAUCAGCAUCGAGUCGGUUUUGGAGCAUGCGAAAUCACUUGGGACAUGGAUGGAAGCCGGCAAGAGGAUGGGAUCGGCCCCACCGUCUAGUCAGGACGACAGGAUCACCGACCUGCUUACGUGCAAUCUGAAGAUCGUCAUGUGCUGCGCCCUCGCCGUCGAGGAACAUGCCAACAGCGCCAGGGCCACCCAGCUCUACGAAAGCAUGCAGGCCGUCGUCGACAGGAUGCUCAUGACAGAUGCCGUCGAUGUGAUGAAGCUCCCCUUCUUGGCCCUCGUUGCCGGUUACAGGUUUCUCGCCAACGAAGAGAUCUUGGCCUGGAGGGUCAUGGGCCAGGUGGUCCGCCUGUGUCUCGAGCUCGGUCUCCACAGAAGAGAUGGGCUAUCCGCGAUUCAGGACGAGCAGACCCGUCGGUACGCUCUCAAUACGUUCUGGUCAGCAUAUGUCCUUGACAGGCGAUGGAGUUUUGGCACAGGGCUACCCUAUGUGUGCCAUGACGACAAGAUUGAUCCCAAGCUUCCAAUGCCGGAUAACCACCCUUACCUGGUUGCUAUGAUAACGUACUCAAAGCUCGGCGCCAAAAUUUGGAAAUUGGUUGACUACUUUGAGCCUGCUCUCAUUCGAGAGCUCAAACGGAGCGACUUUGAGGCGCUGGAUCGCGAGAUUCUUGACUGGUAUGAAACCGUACCAGAAGAAAUCAGGGUCCCGUCUCUCAAUAACGAGGGCCCUCUCGUGCCGGUACCAUCUUCGCCGACCUAUGACAUUCGGCGGCUACAAAUUUGGACACGUCUAAGAUUAAACCAGAUCCGCAUUUGGCUCCACACGCCAGUCCUGCACAGCGCAAGCAGCAUCGCAGAGAACAUGCCACUGGCCCGAAGAGCGGUAGACCUGGCAAAGGACACGAUCGAGUACCUCACGCGACUCAACCGGACGACUGACAUGUACAAGCGCAUCCAGGUCUUCUACCACCAGUUCCUGACAUCGGCCAUCGCCGUCCUCUUCCUCGCCUCCACCCACGCCCCCCUCCAGUUCAGCGCGGACUGCCGCGCCGAGUUCUACAUGGCCCUCGACCUCGUGAAGGACAUGUCGGCCCGCUCCUGGGUCUCCCAGCGCCUGUGGCGGACCAUCCGCUCCCUCGAGUCGUACGCGCCGUGGCUCGGCCUGCAGGACGACGACGCCCACUCCAGCGCGGCCAUCAUCAUGACGGGCUUGGCAACGGGACGCUCGCUCGCCGGCACGCCCGCCAGUAACGGCACCGGCAGCAGCAGCCGCCAGAGUCCGGCGGCGCCCGGUUUUCCCGCGCCGCAGGGGAGGGCCCCGGCGCAGACCAGUGGUGGUGGUGGCCUUCACCGUGACUCGGCUGCGCAGAAGGCGCAGGGACAGCAGCAGCAGAUGACGGAGGACCAGAAUAAUGGGCUGAGGUUGCAGACGAAGAUGUCCAAGAUCUUUGAGGGAUACACCACCGGCCUGGACGGGAGGCAGAAUCAUCGUCAGAAUCAGCAUCCGCAUCAGCAUCAGCAUUCGUCGACCCGUGUGGCCCGCUCGUCGCCGAGCCGGCCGCAGCCGCCGCAUGGUGUCGCGUCCCCCGGCGGCGGCCUACCGAGUCCCGACGACGGGAUCGGUGGUGGGGGCAUGUAUCAGCGUUUUAAGGAUAUGUUUUGAGGGCUGCUAUAAAUGCGGGAUUUGGGUGGCUGGUGUUGGGGUUGUCCGGGCGCAUUGGCUGGGUCGGAGGGCAUGGGCUGGGAAGGGGGAAGGGUCGGGCAUGUGGGUCGGGCAUCAUCUAUGGUCUACCGCUGUAUUUUGGAUGGGAUAUUCUGCAUUUGCAUGGAGAGGCAUGGGAUGGGUAUGAAUUUUGUAAACAUAUAUCUCGCUGCGGUGGGAUUCUUGUCGCUGAAUUGAUCAUCAUUGACAGACAAUCUUGGGAAAGGGGGGCAUCAGGCUGCGAGAGCAGGAGAACUAGAUAAGCCUAUUAUUCCUCACUUGGUCUAACGACG